Talaromyces proteolyticus is the source of this 561-nucleotide messenger RNA. RefSeq lists its product as uncharacterized. The transcript has 2 exons. Bases 1 to 561 code for a protein of 186 amino acids. The record is from RefSeq and is a predicted model, not a curated record. NCBI's taxonomy places the organism in Eukaryota, Fungi, Ascomycota, Eurotiomycetes, Eurotiales, Trichocomaceae.
AUGGACGGGCUAAAACAAGCUACGGAAGCAUUUUCCCAACAUACUGAAGAGCAAAAGCAGCAGCAGUUCUACAACAGUCUUCCCGCCAAAGAGCAAUAUAAUAUGACAUACGCCGAGUGGGUGAAAGAAGCCUAUAAUGAGCAGUAUGAGAAGUGGAUGCCCUGGAUUGAGGACCAGUACUUGAAAUGGUUCGGAAAUGGCGACAACAAGGCAUCCUAUACCGUCAAAGAUACACUGAACAAGACAAAAGUAACCAGCGUGAGUCAGAUUGAUCAGCUCCAAGACGAUGUCCACAACCUGGUCGGAAACCAGGUUGGCGAAAACGGCAUUGCAGCACCACUCGGAGAUAUAGCAAGCAAAGAAGGCAUCAAUCGCAUGGAAAGGGGUGGCAGAGAUGACAAAGGGUCGUAUGGCGGCCCAGCAACCCAAUAUACAGACCCGAUGAUUCAGAACACAAAAGAUACGAUUUCUGGGGGUAUGAAAACGGUAGGCAACUCGAUUUUAGAAGGUGCAGAGAGCACGAAGAGCCAUAUUGGGUUGGGACGUGCAAGCGACAAGUAG